Messenger RNA from Anastrepha ludens (Mexican fruit fly), 1321 nucleotides. RefSeq lists its product as uncharacterized. Gene Ontology annotation, cellular component: transcription regulator complex; nucleus. Gene Ontology annotation, biological process: regulation of transcription by RNA polymerase II. Bases 185 to 1006 code for a protein of 273 amino acids. The record is from RefSeq and is a predicted model, not a curated record. The transcript is spliced from 3 exons. NCBI's taxonomy places the organism in Eukaryota, Metazoa, Arthropoda, Insecta, Diptera, Tephritidae.
CUCAUCCUUAGUAAAACGGUCAGCUGAGAUUUAACUAGCGUCAACAAAAUUUACAACAAUAAACAUCAAAAAGUUUUUACGAAAAUAAUCAAGAAAGAUAUUUGUGGACAUUGUGCAUGAAUCUAAAGUUUUUUUGUUUGUAAAUUUUCCCUCGUCUAAAAAGGAUUAAAGAUCAUUUGGUUUGAUGAGUUUAUGCUCAGAAGAAAUUGUUUCUAAUAUGUUUGAAAGGGACUUAAUAAAAGCCGUUCGGCAAUAUCCUUGCCUUUAUGAUAGAAACAAUAAGACUUCUGAAAAGACAAAGCUAAUACUUAAGAAAUGUUGGAAUAAUGUAGCUACCGAAACGGGGGAGACUGUGGAAAAAUGCCAGACCCGUUGGAGAUCACUUCGUGACCGAUAUGUAAAAGAAUGCAGAAACUAUAUUGAUCGAAACCAACUAACAGUUUGGCAGUAUAUGAACGAUUUAGAGUUUCUUCGUGAUUUUAUUGAAUCGCGGGGGCCUUGCAAAAAAAAAUAUGCUUCUUGUCCCGCAAGAUCGAGCGACAUGAUAAAAAUACAGAAGGAAGAACCCGAGCCAGGAAACUUUUCCAAUACUGACCGUACCGACUCGGAAGAAGAAGCUUGCAAUUCGUCGCUAAAAAGAUCUUGUUAUGAUAGCAUAGAUUAUGAAUCGGAAGACGACGAAACUACUGACGAUGUCACUGAACCGAAAAGGCCUUUUAUUGAAGCGCUCGAGGAAUCUCCAAUAAACGAGCCCCGAAUUAGUCAAUCAUAUCAAAAUCCAUUACCAUCAAGAACACGGUCAAGAGACGCCCAGGGAAAGUUUGAUUUAUUGGUUGGAACGUUGAAUGAGUAUAUUAAAAGUCGCAUUACGGAAAGACAGAAAAACAAUAACCAACAUUUCUUUGGUCUACUAGAUACAUACCUUUCAAAAUUGCCAGAAAAUGAGCAAGAUAAAUUAAAAGCUGACAUUUUAAUUAUGGUUAUGAAUAAAACUAGAGAAGAUUAAAUAAUAAUAAAAUUUAAUAACAAUAAAUAUUCUAUAAGUUUAAUAUUAAUAUAAUAACCAAGCUCAUUUCAUAUUUAGUUUUGUAAACACUGAAUCCAUACCGCGCAUGACACCGGCAAUUACUGGGAGUAGCUGGUUUUAGUUUUACUGCGAAAAAUAUGUGAGUGAAAAUAAAUUUAACUGACAAUUCGUUUACAUUUUUGUGCAUAAAUAACCAGACAAAUAACGGUUUUUAUUGAGAUAAAGUGCGUUAUUAUUAAUUGUGUAUAUACGAAACCCGAAUAAAGGCUGUAGUGCUUAUAGGUUUUCAAAUGA